Messenger RNA from Arabidopsis lyrata subsp. lyrata, 1560 nucleotides. Its product is annotated as 5'-adenylylsulfate reductase-like 4. Lineage: Eukaryota; Viridiplantae; Streptophyta; Magnoliopsida; Brassicales; Brassicaceae. The coding region runs from base 400 to 1329 and encodes 309 amino acids. The record is from RefSeq and is a predicted model, not a curated record. The transcript is spliced from 4 exons.
AAUUAUUAUUUUACUAUAAAAAAAAUCCGGUUUAGAAUUGGAUUUUUUUUUAUAACUAUAUUUGUUUUCUAUUUUUUAUCACGACAUUGUAUUGGAAAAAAAAAAAAAAAUUUGGUUUGUUCCUCCUACGAGCAAUACCCAGUACCAAGCAGCAACCACAACCGCCUUCUCCUCCUCAUUGAUAUCCUUCAAUAUCUCCCUCAAAUCACAAAAUCCAUUAACGCUGCACAAAAAUCUCUCCAUUAAAAACGCCAUUGAUUCAAUUCCCAGAAACAUCAACCUCUCACCUGUUUCUAAUUUGUCGGCAACAACAAAUCUGCAGCAUUUCUAUUCUGGGUUCUGUGAAUUUCGUGGGGACAGAGAGAGAGAGAGAGAGAUAGAGCUUCUGGGUAUCUUUUAAUGGAGAAGAGGAUCUUGUUGUUGCUAUUGGUCAUGAUGGUGUUUUUGAAUCUAACGAGGUCUACGAGGGUUCCGUUUUGUGCUACGAGGUCUGUUAAAGAUUCCAUCUUUGGGUUUCGAGAUCAGACUUGUCCUGUUUCUGGUGUUGAAUCAGACGAGCGUCCUCAUUUUGGUGCCGUCACCGAGGGUGAUGAGCGUUGGUUGCAAUUGGCUUUAGAUAUGAUUCAUAAGAACAAGUGUGAUUAUGUGGCUUUGCUUUUCUAUGCAUCAUGGUGUCCAUUUUCAAGGUCGUUUAGACCGAGUUUCGAUGUUAUUGCUUCUCUCUAUUCCUCGAUUCCUCAUUUUGCGAUUAAGGAAUCAUCCGUUAAGCCGAGUACCCUUUCUAAGUAUGGAGUUCAUGGGUUUCCCACUCUUUUGCUUUUGAAUUCGACAAUGCGGGCACGAUACCGAGGAACCAGAAUGCUUGAUUCUCUUGUUGCUUUCUAUAGUGAUGUUACCGGUAUCGAAACGUUGGAUAAAACUUCUCUUGACAAAAGCGUAUCAGUUCCUCAUCUCGGGAACCAAAACAACAUUGAGCCAGAAAACUGCCCAUUCACAUGGGCAAGAUCACCUGAGAAUAUGCUUCGACAAGAGACCUAUCUGGCUCUUGCCAUUGUAUUCGUCCUGUUACGAUUGCUUCACCUGAUAUACCCUACACUCGUCAUGUUUAUGAAAUUCACUUGGAGAAGGAUUGCGCAGAACAUGAGACUGGAAAGCCUGCUAGAACAUACCAUCGGGUUUCUGAGCCGAGCUGUACAAUUAUGCAUGCACAGAAGAAGCAAUCUGCAGGGAGGAGCCAUGAACGCCAGAGCAUGGGCCUCCAAGUCUUUGGCCACUGUCUCAAUCGGGGAUUCAAGCUCAUCAAACAGAAGAAGUUCAUCUUCUCAGUGACUUCAAACUUCUAUAAUUUAGCAAAUUUGGUCAGCUAAAAUGUUUUUGGCUGUAUCAUCCAUCUGUUACAGCUUUUCAGGUUAAAGUUUUACCUUUUUCCUGUAUAAUCAGCAGUUCCUCUAGACCAACAACUUUGGAGAGGGCUUAAUUCAUAGCUGAACAUUUUGUAGUAGAAGUGUAUAUGUCAUCAGAUGGCAAAAUUAUAAAAGUCAAUUCAUAUUUUUUUGUCAA